Messenger RNA from Drosophila bipectinata, 3415 nucleotides. RefSeq names its product TATA element modulatory factor (gene Tmf). Gene Ontology annotation, cellular component: Golgi apparatus; endoplasmic reticulum. NCBI's taxonomy places the organism in Eukaryota, Metazoa, Arthropoda, Insecta, Diptera, Drosophilidae. The record is from RefSeq and is a predicted model, not a curated record.
CGUUGGUGCUGUUGUUGUUGUUGUUUUUUGGCUGGGCUGGCAAAAAACUGAAUCCCGACUCGGACUUGCUGACCCUGCCAUUAAUUUUGGACUUUGCAGAGUUUCAAGUGUUUGCAGCGACACGGGAUGUGCCCCUGAAUCGGCCCCCAGCCACCUAGCCACCUGGCCACCUGGAAAGCAGCUGGAAUAUCGGGGUGUGUGCCGUCCACCGAGCGACGGCCGAGCCGAGCCGAGAAGUAAACAAACUCCGGAUAUUCAUUUCACGCCUGGCACUCGCUGGCACAGCACCAACACACAGCAACGAUGAGCUGGUUCGAGAAGGCCAAGACGGUGCUGAUCGAGGCUCUGGACAUCCAGGACGAUGAGGGCAAGGCAGCGGCCGAAAAAGAAAACACUGGCGUCCCUGACACGCGAUCGGGUCACGACCUGCCAGCUGGCGGCCACCUACCCUCGUCGUCGUCAGCGGGCAGUAUCGCCACACCACCCUCGGACACGCCCACGUUCUUCGAUAAUCCACACGCCAACGAAAUGGUUACCAUUCCGCCCCGCGCCAGCGACACCACCACCACACCCACAUCCGGUACCGCAUCGUCUGCAUUGUACGCGAAACGCCAGUCGGCCACCUCGGACUCGGUGGACCUGCUGUCGUCGCCCACAUCGCCGAUCUCGCCCACUGGCGGCGGGGCCGAACUGCCGAUGUCGGUGGCCAAGCGUCCCUCGGAGUCCUCGCUGGAACUGAUCACUGCCACGACGGCCAGCGAGCUGGAGAUGUCACCCGACACGGAGCCCUCACUGCCCGACAGCAUUGUGAUCAUAGCCAGCAACGAGACGUCCGACAAUGCCGAGGGCGAUGGCGAGGACGACGACGACGACGAGGGGACCCAACUGGAGCGCCACAUGGAGGAUCAUCUCAAUGACUCGACCAAGACCAUGAAGGCCUUGGUGUUCAGCGACACCCAGGCGGCCGGCAAUGUGGCCGGAGCGGAUUCGGAUUCCACACAGAGCUUCGAGGACAUCCAAAUGCAAAUGAGCCACCAUCACAAGGGCAAGUCGCCGGCCCAGGGCAAGCUGAGGACCACGGGCGCUUCCUCGGCCCCGCCGGCCGGAGACGUUGUGGACCAGAGCUACUCGUCCACCUCCUCGGACAUUGAGAUCAUCUCGAAUCCGAACGGCGACUCCAGCACCAACAGCACCGCCACCCGGACCAGCCCGCAGAAGUUCAAGGAGCUGGGGAGUGUGGCCGGGGGUAAGAUGGCCCUGAAGCCGAAGGGACACCAUCGCGAGCCGUCGGAGAUAUCGCUGCUGUCGGAGGACUCGCAGUCGGAGCUGGACAAGCUGGUGCAGCGCAUCAGUGAACUGAACCAGGUCAUUGAGGCGCGGGAGCAGCGCCUGCUGCAGUCCGAGCGCCAGAACGCCGAGCUCCAGGAGCGCAAUCAGGAGCUGAGAUCGCGGGUAGAGUCGGCGCCGGAUGCCGCUGAUGCGGCGGAGGCGGUGCAGCGUCUGUCGGCGCUGGAGAAGAAGUUCCAGGCCAGCAUCCGGGAGCGGGAUGCUCUCCGCAUCCAGAUCAAGACGCUGCGCGACGAGCUGCAGAAUAAGAUCCCCAAGGACGAGCUGGCCGAGUGCAACGAGAUGAUCCAGGGCCUGCAGUCCGAGGGCGAGAAGCUCUCCAAGGAGAUCCUCCAGCAGUCGACGAUCAUCAAGAAGCUGAGGGCCAAGGAGAAGACCUCGGACACGCUCCUGAAGAAGAACGGCGAGCAGAUCUCGCUGCUCUCCAGCGAGUCGGAGCGCCUGAAGAAGUCCCUGGCCGCCAAGGAGGAAAUGGAACGCACCCAGAUCGAGGCCGUGUGCCGGAUGACGGCGGAGAAGCGACGCGUCGACGAGGAGAACGCCGAGUGCCGGAGCAAGAUCGAGGAUCUGCAGUCCCGCCUGGCCGCCCUCCAGGCCAGCUUCGACGGCCUCAAGGGCGACCUCCAGAAGCGGACGCGCCACGAACAGGACACGAUGCGCGCCGAGCAGCAGGAGUACGUCCAGCAGGUGUCCGAUCUCCGGGAGAAGCUGCGCCUGGCCGAGCACAACCUGGCGCGGCGGGAGCAGCAGAUGCGCGAGGAGAACCGCCAGCUGCUGCGCCGUCUGGAGGCCGCCGAGCUCCGGGCGGAGAGCUCCACGCACGAGCUGGGCGCCACCACCACGCCUCUGAUCCGGCAAAUAGAGGCACUGCAGCGCACCCUGGACCAACGGUCGGCGGGCUGGAAUCGGGAGGAGCAGCAGCUGCUCCAGAAGCUGGACGACACCCAGGUGCAGCUGCGUUCCCUGCAGCAGCUGGAGUCCGUGCAGGGCGAGAAGCAGGAGCUGCUGCGCACUCGCUGCAGUCUGCUGGAGGAGAAGCUCUCGGGCGCUCUCAUGGAGGCCGAGGCGGCCAAGAUGGCUCUGCGGCAGCAGGAACAGGAGGCGGCCACCAAGGAGAGCCAUCAGCAGAGCAAGCUGUCGCGACUGGAGGAGGAUGGGAGGCGGCAGCAGGAACGGAUUGCCGAGCUAGAGGAGCAGCUGGCCCGGAAGCUGGUGGAGGAGCAACAGCAGCCCACCCUGCUGACCGUGGAGGCGGUGAAGGCCAGCAGUGAGCUACAGCAACAGGCUCCGAUGCAGCUGCCCAAGUCCCAGGUGGCGCCAGUUCGGGCCUCGCCGCCGCUCAGUCUGGUGGACGAUAGCGGCUCCAACGAGGAGGCUCUGGGCGGCAUAAUCGACUGGCAGGCGGAUGACCUGGACUGUGCCUCCAACUCGGGUCACCGCCAGCCAUCGGGCAUCGUCCAGGGCGUGCACUUGAGCUUCCUCUCGUCGAACACCACCACGCUGGAGCACCUGCAGGCGCUGCUCAAGCAGCGGGACGGGGAACUGACCCACCUGCAGUGGGAGCUGUCGCGCCUCCAGGCCGAGCGCGGUGUCCUGGAUGGCGAGAUAUCCAAUCUAACCAUCGAGCUGGAAACGAUGAAGGAGAAAAUGGUGACGUACGAGGAAAUGGAGAGUGGCUACAAGGAUCUGCAGCAUCGCUACGACGCCCUGCUGCAGAUGUACGGGGAGAAGGUGGAGCGCACCGAGGAGCUGGAACUGGAUCUGACCGAGCUGAAGGCGGCCUACAAGCUGCAGAUCGACGAGCUGCUGGCCAAUCCGCCGCCGAAUCUUCAGCGGCCACCGGGCAAGCAGACAUGAUGGCCGCCGGAGCGCAGGAUUGUCUCCCUGCCAGAGUUGCCAUGCCUGAGGCGAACGUAGCCGCCCCAUUCCCCCUCCCCCCCACUUUCCCAUGCAAUGUAUUAUUAUUGUUUUUUUUGUUGGAUGACUCACACCAACACCAUGUACAUACAUGCCAAUAUGUACUAUAUAUAUAUGUGUAUAUGUUUAUCCCGGACAUCCCGACAUCCCG